CUUUAAAAGGAGCACAUCAGUAGCAAAGAUAGCACUCUUCCCGGGUAAAAUGAAGAAGUAACAAGAGGACACAGCAAAGCAUAAUCUCUUGGAAAAGAUGGUAUCGGAAACUCUGAAUCUAAUGCAGUACCUCACCAGCCUGGUACCAGAUGUGAUGCCAGUGGCCACAGUGCCCAUACUCCUCGUCAUGUGCUUUCUCUUUCUAAUUUGGAAUCAUGAAGAAACAUCAUCAAUACCAGGGCCUGGAUACUGUAUGGGCAUUGGCCCCCUCAUCUCACAUGGCAGAUUUCUUUGGAUGGGAGUAGGUAAUGCCUGCAACUAUUACAAUAAGACAUACGGAGAAUUUGUGAGAGUUUGGAUCAGCGGUGAAGAAACAUUUAUAAUUAGCAAAUCCUCCAGUGUGUUCCAUGUAAUGAAACAUUGGCACUAUGUUUCUCGAUUUGGGAGCAAACUGGGAUUACAGUGCAUUGGCAUGUAUGAAAAUGGGAUAAUAUUUAAUAAUAACCCAGCACACUGGAAGGAAAUUCGACCCUUUUUCACCAAAGCUCUAUCCGGUCCCGGUCUUGUGCGUAUGAUAGCAAUUUGUGUCAAAUCAACAAUUGAUCACCUGGACAAACUGGAGGAGGUGACUACCGAAAUGGGAAACAUCGACGUGUUGAAUCUGAUGAGACGGAUCAUGCUUGAUACAUCUAACAAGCUGUUUCUAGGGAUCCCUUUGGAUGAAAGUGCCAUCGUGCUUAAGAUUCAGAACUACUUUGAUGCUUGGCAAGCACUUUUAUUAAAGCCUGAUAUCUUUUUUAAGAUUUCUUGGCUGCGCAAGAAAUAUGAAGAAGCAGUCAAAGACUUGAAAGGAGCAAUGGAAAUCUUAAUAGAACAGAAGCGACAAAAGCUCUCCACUGUUGAUAAGUUAGACGAUCACAUGGACUUUGCAUCCCAGCUGAUUUUUGCACAGAGCCGUGGAGAUCUGACUGCUGAGAACGUGAACCAGUGUGUGCUGGAGAUGAUGAUCGCUGCUCCUGACACUCUCUCUGUGACACUCUUCUUUAUGCUAGUCCUGAUCGCAGAGCACCCCACAGUGGAAGAGGAGAUGAUAAGGGAAAUUGAAAUUGUUACAGGUGACAGAGACAUACAGAGUGAUGACAUGCCAAACUUAAAAAUUGUGGAGAAUUUUAUUUAUGAGAGCAUGAGAUACCAGCCAGUUGUGGACUUGAUCAUGCGAAAAGCUUUACAAGAUGAUGUAAUUGAUGGCUAUCCUGUGAAAAAGGGAACAAACAUUAUUCUCAAUAUUGGACGCAUGCAUAAGCUUGAAUUCUUCCCGAGGCCAAAUGAGUUUUCUCUUGAAAACUUUGAGAAGAAUGUUCCUUCACGCUACUUCCAGCCGUUUGGAUUUGGCCCUCGGGGAUGUGUAGGAAAAUUUAUUGCCAUGGUAAUGAUGAAAGCAAUUCUGGUAACGCUUCUGAAACGGUGCCGAAUUCAGACAAUGAAAGGAAGAGGCCUUAACAACAUCCAGAAAAGUAAUGACUUAUCCAUGCAUCCCAAAGAGAGACAGCCUUUUCUGGAGAUGGUUUUCACACCAAGAAGCAGCACAAACAAGAAUCGGGAGGUCUAAAGCAGAUCAUCAGUGGUGGGAAAGCUAUAGGGCUUUCUCAGCCACAGCCAGAUUAUGAAAUGGUCAUUUUUCCUAGGUAAAUAUAAGGAGUAAAACAUGUUGUUCACCUUAAGUCACUACUGCUCUAAGUGACCACCUGAUCCACUUGCCCAGCAGAACCAUG
Tinamus guttatus (white-throated tinamou) is the source of this 1772-nucleotide messenger RNA. The record is from RefSeq and is a predicted model, not a curated record. NCBI's taxonomy places the organism in Eukaryota, Metazoa, Chordata, Aves, Tinamiformes, Tinamidae.